AAGUUGUACAGGCAAAACAAACGACAUGUUCUUCUCUUCUUCUGUCACGUAGAGUGAAACACCAUGUAAUUUAACAAAAUGACAGGUGAAAAGAUAACAAUUUUCACAAAAAGCGAUCUCCGGCGAUAUGAAAAUGCGAGCAAUAGGUGGGAUGCAAAGAUCGAUGCAGAUGGAGGUCCAAAUCCAAGUGAAAAGAAAUUACCAAGCAAAGGAACUUGUUUUAUUUGCUAGAGAUAAUCAAUAUCCGCUUUUGAAGAAAAACAAAGGAAAUUUUAUAUUAUUUGCAUUAUUCUUUGGGGCUUCAGCAAUUUUAUUUUGUUGUUUCGUCAUUAUUUGGAUUGGACACUCAGAGGAAUUGCAGGUGUUUCACUCUAGUGGCCAGCAUACAAUAAGAUCAUUAGAACAAGAGUUUGAGGAGGGCCAGUUGACCAAAGUGAAUAGGUCAUUUUUAGAUGACCUCCAGUACGACUUGUGUCACUCGCCAGAUGAACCAAUACUAGGACUAGAAGGAUUUGUACCACAAGGAUUUAAACUACAACAAACUCACGUACUGAUCAUUCCAGGGGAGGUUACUCCAAAUAUAUCAGGAAAGAUAACUCUAAAUGCAACCAGGUCCACCUAUCUCUAUUGUGAACAGGCUGACUGCAGAUUUGGAGCAUUUCGUAGAUUGAAUCCCAAAUUAAAGUUUUUUCAGGAAAAGAUAAAUAAUGAUGAAAGAUUCCUAAGAGAAUUUGAGUCUAAUGUUGCCAAUGACUUGGCCUGUCAUAAUGAGUUAUCUCCCAUAGGUAUCCAAAGAUUGGUUAGUCUGGGAGAAUUUGUGAAAGAUGUCUACCUGAAAGAUCUGAAACUAGAGAGUAGUUUGAUUCAACCCAAACAUAUAAAGCUAUGCAGAAAUGAGGAAAGUAUAACAGCUAAAUCAUCCCUGGCUUUUCUUUUUGGCUUGCUAUCUGAAGGUCAUUUGAGAAAAUUCAAUACCUCAGCAGUCUCAAGAAAUUUGUGUUCAGAAAAACAUGGAAUGUCUCAUGUAGAUUGCAAUUGUCCAGGUUUAUACAGAACAGAAAAUAAUUUCCGAGAGCAACUCUUACAUGGUCUGAAGAAGGGAGAAAAAUCAAAUUUACCCAUGACAGUUUUACGUCAAAUAUUGUCAAAUUCUUGUCUUCAUCCAAAUUUUUCCUGCUUUGUUCAGAAUAGAUUAGAAGGUAUUGGUAGUGUAAAAGAAUUGCUUAAGAAUGAAAAUACAUUGUAUGAAAAAUUAUCCAAUGAUGUUGGUUUUGUUAAUUUUGUUAAUGUUUAUUUAUAUCCAUUUAUGAACAAUCUAAUCCAAACUUUCCGUCAUGCAGAUUAUGUAUUUGAGAAAUUGUUUUUACAUUUUGUUGAUGAAAGUUUUAUGUUUUACAUGUUGAAUGUACUGAAACAUCCCAAGAUAACAUGGCCAAGGCCUGGAUCAAGAAUUGUUUUUGAAUUAUACAAGAAAUCUGGUCAGGUAUUUCAGCCAUAUUAUGUUCGCAUUUUGUUCAAUGGUGCUAAUGUUUCAACAUUUGUCCCCUUAUGUGACAUUAAUAAUGAGAGUGGUCUUUGUCGUUUGAAGAAUUUUGCGGAAUUAUUGCAUUUUAAAACAUCCACCAAACAAGAUCUACAUAGUGCAUAUCAGAGCUAUUGUUAAUUUUGCAAGGGUUUGUGUACUUAGUAACAUAGUUUUAUUUUAAGUUCCAAUCCAGUAUUCAUUCAGACCAAAAAGUUGACAAAGUCAAUUUUAAGCUGAAGGCAGUUCCAUUUGGACAUGCAUGAUACCCAGGGAAGGCACUUUCAAAAUGGGGUAACAACCUAUAGAAGCAGUUUAAGAAAGUCCCUUACAUUUUCACUGUCACAUGACACCCACUCUUAGUUGGAAUUCUAAAGUGCCUUCCCUAGGUCUCAUUCAUGUUGUUAUGGAACAACACUGAGUAAGAUUUUGAAAAAACUUUGCCUACAUUGAAGUCUCAUUUUCUUUUAGGUAAGCCUUCAACAUUUUAAGAAAACUAGUGUUAUAGUUUUAUAUGGAAUUUUUGUUUCUUCAUACAUUUAAACAAAAAUCAAGGCAAUUAGCAGCCACAUACAUUUAAACAAAAAUCAAGGCAAUUAGCAGCCAUUCUAUAUUUACUAAAUCAAAUUUAUAGUCUAGAUGGGCCUCAUUUUCACAGGUUGCAGUGUAUAAUUUUUAUAAAUGUCUAGGGUAAAUGAAAGAUUUAACAUUACACACCUGUAACACAUGUUUUUUUUUUUAUGCCCCAGCCAUAGGCAACAGGGGCAUUAAGGGUUACCCUUGACCGUCCGUCCAUCUGUCUGUCCCAUUUUUGUUUCCGCACUCUGACUUGAGUUUUUUUUAAUCCAAAUUUUAUGAAUCUCAUACACAAUGCUUAGAACCAAAACUAUCAGACAGAGUUUAAAUUUGGGCUGUAAGUCACUUACCAUUCUAGUGAAAUGCCCCUUUAUAACUUGGAAAAUUUCAAGUUUUUUGUUUCCCCAACAUUAACUUAGUUUGCCUCAUCCAAAUUUUAGGAAACUCAUCCACAAUGCUAAGAACCACAACACCCAGACAGAGUUCAAAUUUUGUCUGUGAGUCCUUUGCCAUAUAGAAUUAUUCCCUUUUAAAAUUGAAAAAAUGCAAAGCUUGAGCAGGGGCAUUCGUGUCCUUAAUCACAUUCUUCUUUUAAGUUGCUUUAAAUUUGCGGGAUUUAAAAUUUAAAAUCAGAGAAAAGAAACCCCAAAUUCUUUCAGUUAAUAGGUAAUGGUUUACAAGUGGAUGUCCUAACCCCAAUAAUUCAAUCGUUAUAUUCCACUGCUCUACGAUGGCUACAUUAACGUCUGAAGGCCUUGUCAAUAAAAAAAUCGUCAAAUAAUCUUUCGGAAUAAGCUCGGGAUUUACCUAUCUCGAUAACAUUGAGCUAUUAGCUGAUUGGCUCUCUCUCACAGGGAGCACCAAUCAAAAUCCUGGUUUCGUGACGUGUUUUUAUUGUAUAAAGAAUUCAGGCCCUCGCGAGUUGGAGAGUCGAUCACGGGGAGGGACUGAAUUAUUAGGGUUAGUGGAUGUCCCUUCUAGUUUAUAAAUUAAGGGAAGAUAAAUCAAUGAUUUCAACUUCGCAAAAUGUUACAAAGAGUAUGAAAGAAUCGUCACAAAAUGUUACAAAGUGUUUGAGAUUUGUCACAUGAUUACAAGUGGCAGAUGGUUUAUACAUUGUAGAAAACUAUAUGAUCUUUAAUAGUGUAUAACAUUUGUAUUUUGUUUAGCAAAACUUUAAGCUUUGUUAGAAAAUUUAAGCAACGAACAAAAUCAAUGUUAACCAGGUGCUGAUUUUUUAAGCUCAGCAAGUCACAGACAUCAAUCUGUACUUGUUUUAUGUUUUAAUUUUGAUUGUUUAUAAUUAAAUGAUUAUCAUGAUUAUGUUGCAAAAUUUUACCAUGUAUUGUUUAUGUUUGUAUAAUAUUUAUUUUUGGAAGUCAAUAAUUUUAGAUUGUACUUCCUGGUGCUUGCAUUUGUAUUUAAUAUUGGUUUAUUUUUUAAACUUACAAUUGUGAAUUCAUUUAUAUACAUUGUAUGAUAAUUUUUGCAGAUUUCAUGGGUACAGUAAAACAAUGAAUUUGAAUAAUCAACAAAAUAUGCAAAUUUUCUCAAACUACAUUUUUGGGAACCAUUUAAUAUAAUUGAUCCCACACUGUCAGUAUUUUCAGACCAAAAAAAAAUCCAGCUUAACUAUUUGUUCGAUAGUGGAUGCAGUCCUAAUACAUCACAGUCAAAUAAUCAGUUUUGGAAAAAUCAUAUACUAGUAAAUCCAAAACAGCUAACCAUCUAUUUUCUCUUUUACACAUGUGCAGUAAUCCUUUUACCUGAAUAAUUCAGUCUUAAUAUUCCACUGAUCUAUGAUUACUUCAUUAACUCCUGAAUGCAUAGACAAUGAAAAUUUGACAAUCAUUUGUAAUUAGCUCGGGAUUUACCUAUCUCGAUAAAAUUGAAAUGACUGCUGAUUGGUCACCUCUCCUACUGGACACCAACCAAAAUCCAGGAUUCUUGAAGAGUUUUUAGCUUGUUAGGAAAUCAGGCCCUCGCAAGUAGGAGAGAUAGAUUAUGGGUAGGGACUGAAUUAUUCAGGUUAUAAUUCUUUCUGUUUAUUUUUUGUAUGGGAGCAGCCAUCUUGUUGCUAUACCAACAGAGCACUUCCAAUAUCAAAUGUAAUUGUAACAGUUUCAGACAUUUUGAAUUUUGAAAUCACUUUUCAAAAACAAAGAUUUUAAACAAAAAAAUGACCCUUUUGAUUUUUGUAAUUACCAAAAAGAAUAACAGCAAUGCACUAUUUAUAUGGACUUGUCCUCUUUCACAGGUAACCCAUGCCUCAUAAUAGAUUUAAGGGCAUACGAUACAGUUUUGAUCCCACGGUGAUUUUUUUACGAAAAUUUGCAUACAAGCUAUUAUUCACCUAGUCAAUUCAAAUAUGUAAUAAAAAAUAUAUCUUCAUGUGCUACUUUUAGAGAUAAAUGUGGUCAAAAUUUUAGACAUUUGCUCAAAAUUUCGGUUUCUUGGACAUUUCUAUCCUCUGCACCGGCAUACCUAACUUUUUUUGUUUCAAAAGAUAACAACAAGCUGAUUUUUGUAAAAACAUUUUGAAUAUCUUCUUAACAUAAUUUUUUUAGCAACAAUUCUUUGGAAAUUGUUCAUUUUGUUUAUGAAUUUUUAUGUUUAAGAAAAAAACAGCAUUUUUUAUAUGUGUAUUUAUCUAAUUUAAAAAAAAUUGAUCUCUGAUUUUUUUAUAAAAAUUAACAUGAAUUAAUACAAAUAAUCUUCAUUCAAAAUCAAGCCAGAUGCCUUUUUUUAAAAAAAAAGGUCCAUGAACUCCUUUUCAAGUUAAUGAUUAAAAAAUCAGUUGAAAAAUGCAUCAUUUUCCAAUAUGUCAACAUUUGACAUUGAGAAAAAUAACAUUUAAGUUAGCAACAUCCUACAUAACCUCCCCUGUAACUGUAUCAUAUGCCCUGAAGCAGCUGGAGUUGGAGAAAGCUGAACACACAAGACUGAGUUUUAUCACUUGAUAGAAAACCAGUUUUCUUAAACUCUUGUUGCACUUUACAGAUCAUGUCUCAUAUUCACAUGUUCAAUUAUUGUAAUGUUAUGUACUGAAUACCUGCUUUUAUGCAUUUAUCAAUAUUGAAAAUAUUGGCUGUGAGUCUUAAUAUGAAAACUUUUCGCAGAGGAGAAGCUUGAAAAAAAUUUUACACUGUCGAGCAGCUCAUAUUUUAUGAGAAAGGUCUGAUAAUUGUGUUUUUUUUUCAAAAUUGUACCUGUGUGUGAUCUUUGUGAUCAAAACAAUGGUUGAAAGUUAAACUUCGUUGUGUUGUGCAAGUUCAUAUAUUGUAUACUUGAUAAGUUCAAGUCACACUUGUCAACAUCAUGCAAACAUUAUGAUAUCAUUCCAGGUCAAAAUAAUUUUGUCAAAAUCUGUGAUUUUAAAUUUAAUAAUCAUGAAAACUAUUUCAACCAUUUAAAUAUCAUGUAAAUGUUCUAUGAAUUCUUUAGGUCUGUUUUUAUUUAGGUAUGUCAGAUAUUGUUUGUGUAUUUUGUUAUUGCUUUAUUAAUUUUUUUAGCUAGUGGAAAUGUUGCUUUUAGACUUAAAAUUUCUGAUGAAGUGACUAGACAAGUUCUGUACUUUUUCAGAAUCAGCACAUUGUGUUCUAAUAUAGUAUAUAAUGUUUUUUAGAAGGUUGCUUACCAAUUCCUGGAAUAUGCACCAGAUAAUAUAGUUAUACCAAUGCAAACAGAAUUACUCUGUUUGUCCAUGUGCCUCGUAAGCAAAACCCCGCCUUAAAGGCUUAAUGGAUAUAGAUGAAACUUUACACAGUUGUAGAACACUCCCAAAGGAUGUGCAUAAAGGAAUUCUAUCCUUUUUAAAAUAUGAAUUUCAGUGUGUGGUAUCCUUUUGCAAGUUCACUCACAGUAUUUGAUUACAGUAAGUUCCACAUAUUUAUAGUUUAAAUUUGUUUUAGAUCAGAAGAAAACUUUAUGUCUGAUGUAAUUUAGCAAGCUUGUACUCUAAGCUGCCGUUAUUGACAGCUUUCCAAAAUUGUAGUAGCUAGAACUGUUAUCAUUUAAGCCACUUGCAAAUCAUUUCUCAGGUUACUGAUUAUUUUCGUAAAGUAUUGUAUCAAAUUAGUCAGGCUUUUAUUUUGAUAGCCCAAUAUCAAAGUAUAGUAAAAGUGGUCAAUGGUAUGAUAUCUACACUUAAUUUUCCAGACUGACGAAAAAGUAUUGUUCAAAUAGUCUUUUUUUAAAUUUGUGUGCCAAAUGUAAUUGUCAUGAGUAACAAUUGUCAAUAGCAGCCUUUCGUUUAACAAAAAUGGGCUAUAAUCUCAGUUAAUUAGUUAGAUCUGUGUAUAUCAAUAUAUAAACUGUUAUUGUUUUAUAUUUUUGCCAAUCAAGUUUUAUUUAUUAUUUUUUGACAUAUUUUAACAGGUGACAAACAGUGAUUUGUACUUGUUAUGUGCCUGUGUAUAUACUAGUCUAUAUUUUAUUAAUUUUCUGUCAUUGUGUGAUAACAUAUGUAUGAUUGUAAAUUACUUAAGUUGAUAUGAGUGAAUUUUCAAGAUUUAGAAAUGCCAUGAUCUUUCUUAAAAUAGGAUAGAAUUUUACAUAGAACAAUGGUUAGAUCAAUAUAGUGAAUUUAUCAAUUAUCAUAAAAUAUGUACUAAUAGUAAGAAUUAAAGAGUCAUAAACAGUUUUUGAUGAAUUUGAACAUUUAUUAUGAUACAAGAAUGUUAUCUAAUUGGUUUUAAUAAAAAGUACAUUUUCAAUAUUUCCUGACAUUAUAGUAAGAUAUUUAGUGCUCAAAGGGAGAUAACUCUAUUGGAUUAUAGAUUAAAUACAAAAGCAUAAAUUUCUUUAGAUACAUCAAGUUCAUGUUGUGUCCCUUCAAAGAAAUAAAUUAAUCUCUGUCAAGUAUAUUUAAUCUGAGAAUUUCAUUCUAUUAAGUUAGUGUCACAAAUUUCUUUUUUAUUAACUUCAUUUAUAAAGUAAGCAGCUUUUACCUUCCCAUCUCUUCUGAGAACUGGAUUUUGGUCCAGGUUUUUUUUUUUAUGAAUUUGGCAAACUAAACUGUUGUCAACUAUAAAAAGGCAAACUGAGAGUUGUCAAAAAAUGAAUUAAGGCAAUUUUGUUAAUUCUGAAAUUUAUAAAAUUAGCUGGAUCGGUUAGAUUACUGUAUUCGAAGAGUUGCCAAUGCCAGUUGGGAAUUUGAGGGUUGUAAAUGUAGAACAGUUGUCUGUUUUUAAUUUUUUGGUAAAAUUGGUUAAAACUGUAAAGUUAAAAUUUUAUUACCCACAAAACAUAUAUGUUUUCUAUUUUACUGUGCUACUGCACUUAAUUUACUCGGUAAAAUAAAAACAAAAAACGUUGAUAUUAUAAAUUCAUUCAUGCAAGUCUAUCGACAAAUUAGUAUUUUGUUGAAAAUUGGGGUUUAACUUUUAGUCAUUAAAUCCAGGGAAUUUAAAAUACCAGGAAAUGAAAGUUAAUCCUGAGUUCAUUCCAAGUUAACACAUAUACGAAGUUCUAAUUAAUAUUGGAAAAAAAACUGUCAGACCCUACUUGUUUUAAGCUUUGUAACCAGAAACAAACAACACAUUUUGGGGCUUUUCAUUUAGAAAUUUAUGGUGAUUUAAAUCUUUGUUGAUCCAGUUUCAUAGAUCUGAAAAUUUUAGUUUGUUCUAAAUAAUGGAUAGAUUUGAACAAUUGUACAGUUUAUUUUUAUCCCAAGUAGUAAAGAAGCAAUCUGCUUUACAUCCAAAAAUCAAUUUAUUUUUCUGUUUAUAUGAAUACAUCUGUUAGCAUAGAAUUUUAUGUAUAUAUGCAAAUCCAUGUUUAUGAAAUAUUUAUUAUUCCAAUCUGCAGUGUGUUUGUCUGCAUGGAAGCAGAAAAUAUGUUCAAAACCAUGUUCAAGAGAAUAUUUUUUUUUUAUACACUAUGAAUUUUUCAAGCAUAUCUCAGGCAGUGAUUUGAAUUUGCUUGUUUCAUAUCCAUGCAAGUCAAAUUUGUUAGUAUAUUUCCCCAGUAUAUACAGAUAUUGUUAUUUUGCAGUGAAAAAGGUUAAUUCAGAUUCAGAUGAACAAAUGUGUUUUUUAAUGUUUAUACACUAUAUUAUCUACAAGCAUUUCUUAGACAGUGAUCUGAACUUGCUUGCAGAUGAUCCUAAUCUGUAUUCAGAUGCUUUUAUUUGUUGAAUAAAUUAUAUUGGUUUUUUAA
Messenger RNA from Mytilus californianus (California mussel), 8257 nucleotides. RefSeq names its product 2-phosphoxylose phosphatase 1-like. The transcript has 3 exons. Gene Ontology annotation, biological process: dephosphorylation; glycosaminoglycan biosynthetic process; chondroitin sulfate proteoglycan biosynthetic process. Gene Ontology annotation, molecular function: phosphatase activity. The coding region runs from base 128 to 1663 and encodes 511 amino acids. Gene Ontology annotation, cellular component: Golgi apparatus. The record is from RefSeq and is a predicted model, not a curated record. Lineage: Eukaryota; Metazoa; Mollusca; Bivalvia; Mytilida; Mytilidae.